Oryza sativa Japonica Group (Japanese rice) is the source of this 729-nucleotide messenger RNA. RefSeq lists its product as uncharacterized. Lineage: Eukaryota; Viridiplantae; Streptophyta; Magnoliopsida; Poales; Poaceae. Gene Ontology annotation, cellular component: chloroplast. The record is from RefSeq and is a predicted model, not a curated record.
AUCCAUCUUAUCAUCAUCACCAACACCAAUUACAAGCUAGUCGAGUGAGUCUCUUAGCGAGGAGAGACGAGGCGAGAGGAGAGGAGAGGCGCCGCCGCGGCGAGGAGAGCGAGAAUCGGAAGGCGAUGGGCAACGCCGGGAGCUCGCCGGAGCAGGCCGCCGGCAAUAAUAAGGAGGACGCGGAGGCCCGCCGCCAGCCGCCGUCCACCGUGCGAUUCUACCCCAGCGCCGACCAGCCCAAGGCCAGGCAGCCGCCGCCCAUCAAGCUGGAGGAGGAGGACGUGCCCCCUCCGCCCGUCGCCGACGAGGAGAUGGCCCCCCGCAACCUCUGGCAGGUUUAUGCUCUUGGAGCGUUUAUUGUGUUGAGAUGGGCCUGGGUUAAGUGGAAAGAAAGCAAGGAAAGAGAUGAUUCGCCUGAUGGCCGAUCCCCGGACGGGUCUUCUUAGUUUGCUCCAGAAAGCUUUAGUCUCUGCUUUAAAUCCUAAGAAGAUAAAGAUGUUGUGCGAUGAUGGUGCACCUCUCUAAUCUAUGUCCAUCUGAUUAGAGUUUUUCUUCCCCGUCAUUGUUGCCUUGUGUUUGGAUUCUGUAUUUGCCCAUCAUGCGCAAGUGACUUCCUUUUCCUUGCUGUCAUGUUAGAACUUGCAAUAUCUUUAAGUGAAAGGCUUGUAGUAAAAGUAAAAGACCUCUUUUAAUACUACCAUCCAUGAUCCAACUGCAAGUUUGAUUGCC